This is a messenger RNA of Penicillium canariense, 516 nucleotides long. It is a transcript of the gene pex4, whose product is annotated as putative ubiquitin conjugating enzyme (UbcJ). The record is from RefSeq and is a predicted model, not a curated record. The transcript has 2 exons. NCBI's taxonomy places the organism in Eukaryota, Fungi, Ascomycota, Eurotiomycetes, Eurotiales, Aspergillaceae. The coding region runs from base 1 to 516 and encodes 171 amino acids.
AUGGCAGCGUCGUCAACCAACACGACACAGCGGCUGCUGCGCGAGCUGAAGGACUACGCCAAAUCGCCCAACGAGGCGCUUCUACACCUCGGCCCAGUCAAUGAUGAGGAUCUGCUGCGCUGGGAGGCAGUUCUGAAGGGCGUGAAUGGAACUCCCUCACAUCGCACGUAUCACCAGGCGGCCUCUGGCACCUCCGGAUCGCAAUCCCCCCCCAACUACCCCCUCGCGCCCCCAACAAUCCACUUUACGACUCGGAUAUCACAUCCGAACAUCUCAUUCACGACCGGCGAGAUCUGCCUCACCCUCCUCACGACCGAGCACUGGAGCCCCGUCUACACGCUUUCGUCCACGCUCACCGCCAUCCACCAGCUCCUGACCGACCCGCAGCCAGAUUCGCCAUUGAACGUUGAUGUUGCAGCGCUCCUGCGAGACGGUGACCUGCCGGCCUGGGAGAGCGUAGUCCGGUAUUGGACGGGCGAGGAGCGCUGGCAGGGUGGUGCAACCUAUUCGCGAUGA